This is a messenger RNA of Xyrauchen texanus (razorback sucker), 507 nucleotides long. RefSeq names its product interferon gamma-related-like. The coding region runs from base 1 to 507 and encodes 168 amino acids. NCBI's taxonomy places the organism in Eukaryota, Metazoa, Chordata, Actinopteri, Cypriniformes, Catostomidae. Gene Ontology annotation, molecular function: type II interferon receptor binding. The record is from RefSeq and is a predicted model, not a curated record. Gene Ontology annotation, cellular component: extracellular region. Gene Ontology annotation, biological process: immune response. The transcript is spliced from 4 exons.
AUGGAUUCUUGGCUCAACAUACUGAUGUGUGGACUCUUAAUAUUAACUCUUCAGGGAACCAACGGAUCCAAACUUAGUCAGUCCAAAAAUGACAAGUACCAAAUGCUGAAGACAAAUAUCCACCAUCUGCAAGAGCAUUAUAAAACACUCGGCACAGAAUGGGUCAAGUCGGUUUUUACUUCCUAUUUGAACAAGCUGAAAUCCAAGGGAUCUUGCACUUGUCAGACAGUGUUACUCGAAGGAAUGCUGAAAAUCUACGAAGAAAUUUUCACUGACAUGCUGAACAAUUCGGAGAACAAAGAAGUCCAAUCUGAUCUGAAACAUUUAAAGAGGAUGGUACAAAACUUGAGACAUAAGUAUAGUGUAGAACAUAGUGUAUGGACGGAAAUUCAGGAAAUUCAGGAAAUCAAGGUGAAUGAUGGUACAGUCCAAGGAGGAGCGCUCAAUGAGUUUCUCAUGGUGUUUUAUAAGUCCAAAACUGAAAAACAUAUAAACGAGAUUAAUUGA